AUGGCUGGUUUACCAAGGUCUGAAAUAUCAUUCAGAAGACAGGGUUCAUCAGGUUUGGUAUGGGAAGACAAGCUCUUCUCCGGCGAGUUGAAGCAAACAAAGGCUAAGGAUGAAGAAGACACAGACAAGGCAGAAUCCAUAGACCCAAAACCGGCGAUGCAGCGUAGUCGAUCCAAUGGUAACAAUGCUUAUCGCUCCAUGAACAUCACUCCUGCCCUCGUCGACCCACCGUCUCCCAAGGCGUCCGGUUGUGGUAUCUGCGGCCUUUUCGGGAAGCCGGUUGCAACCCAACCGCGCAAAAGGCGGCGCAACCGUAAGUCAUAG
Molecule: messenger RNA, 324 nt
Organism: Ilex paraguariensis (yerba mate)
Lineage: Eukaryota; Viridiplantae; Streptophyta; Magnoliopsida; Aquifoliales; Aquifoliaceae
Source: the annotation of a GenBank genome assembly